UGCGUUACUUUAAUUGCAUUUAGUGUUUUGGAGUAUUUUUUCUUAUGCUUAUUGAUAUCUUGAAUUUCUUCCUUAUACAACAGUCUGUAUUUUAUACUACACUGUAUGAACAAUUAUCAAUGGAUGAAUCUCUUUCAUAUUGUUGAAUAGGACCAAGAAAAUGGCCAACAGUACCACUGAGUUGUGAAAUAUAGAUGAGGAAACUGAGAUCGAAAGGGUUUUGAUUGAUUAAGACUGAAAUCAUACUAGAUAGUACAGAUGCAACAAGGUUACAACAAGGCUUCAAAUCUGGUAUUUUGGCAUCAAAUCCAGGGUUUGAGGAUUUGCAUUUUCUUCUCUGUUCAUUUCAUAUGUUGUUGUUUGUUUAAUUUGCAUAUGGUUUUGUUUGAGGGAAAGUAAUUAUUUUUAUUUUAAAAACGGAAACAGUAAUUAAAGGAAAAAAGAGUAUCUUAUAUAAGGGAGCAGUCAACAGAAUCAAAUUUAGUUGAGAUUUCAAAGAUGAUAACUGAAAAGAAGUAUUGUUUUUAGUAAUUAACAUAUAAUCAGUGACAUUAGAGAGAGCAGUUUCAGUAGAUUAACAGUAGUGGAAAUCAGACUGUAAAAAUUCAUGAAAAGUGGGUGGGGAGGAAGUGAAGACAUCCAAACUAGAUAAUUUUUUCAAGAAGUUUAGAAGUGAAGAGGAAGGAGAUGGGUUGGUAGUUUCUUAGGUUAGAAAACCAAGAGAAGGGUUUUGUUGGGGGGCGGGAGUGGGAAGACUUGGAGGUUUUGAUCAUGUUUGUAGCAUAGGAGAAGAAACCAAUAGAGAGAUUAUAUUGGAAGUGCUUAAGGGAAAAGAGAUGACUGCUUGAGUUAGAAAGAUAAAAUCAGGGUCAAGGGUCAAGGCAGAACAAUUGGCCUUAGUGGAUUGUUUGAAUAGAGAGAAAGAAGAUAGAAUAGAUAAUGACAUGGAAAACUUUUGAGAAAUAAAGGAAAGGAAUUUACACUGGAAAACCUUAAGUUUCUCAAUGAAAGAGGAAACCAAAGCAUCUACUGAAAAAAAAACAUUUCUCACAGUUUCUUCCUGACAAAUGUGUGAAUAGCAAAAGCAGCUACUCUGAAGUUUGGUGAAUAGAAGAAAUCCAAAUGACUUUUGACACAAAGUAAUUUGAAUGACUACUAAGGCCUUUAUCUGGUAGUUGACCAUAUUUGCUGCCAGUUUAUUCCAGUGUUCAUUAUUUAAUUGAAUUGUACUAAACUGAAAAAAAAAAAAUGGAAUUUUGGCACCUCCUGGUUUUAUCAGCUCUCUUUAUAGAGUCCAGAGCAGCAAAGCUGGGUAAACCUUAUAAUGCAAUGGAAAAAGAGGCUUUAAUUGUUCUCUGUCCAAGAACAAAAAAACCUGAAUCCCAAGUUUACUGGACUCAUUUCAAAUCGAAAAAAAACAUUACUACCAACAAAGGAAAUCGGAUAUAUUCCUCAGGGGUCCGACUCAAAUUUCUACCAACUUCAUUGAAUGACACUGGAAUAUAUAAUUGUACUAUAAAGAGCCCCAAGGUCUCUUUUCGUGGAUAUGUUAAUAUUACAAUCUAUCCCAAACAGCAUGAUUGUACUGUCCCAAAAGACCUUUUAUAUAUUCCAGAAAAAGGAACGUAUAUAAAUUCAAUGAUUCAUUGUCCUACAAUUGAACUUUAUGAUGAAAUAGUUCGUGUGGACUGGUUUAAAAACUGUAAAGCCCUCAAAGGACAAGGUUACUAUGCAAAUAAAGAUCAUCUGAUAAUUAAAAAUCCAACUGCUGCUGAUGCAGGCAUUUAUACCUGUAAAUUCAUUUACAGUGAAAAUGGAAUCAAUUAUAAUGUGACUGCAUCUAAGUCAUUUAUAUUUCAAGGUGAAAGUAAUUAUUCUAUGCUUCCAGAAAUUACUUACCCUGUGAAUCAUGAUGUAAUAGAAGUAGAGCUUGGAACCAAUGUGAGUGUGGUGUGUAGAGUUUGUUUGGGAAAAGGCAUGCAAAUAAUAGAGCAAGUUGGAUGGUGUAUUAAAAAGAAGAACAUUAUUAACUGCAUCAAAAAUCCCCGAUUUCGUGAGGAAAAUGAAGCACCAAAGUCUAAUGAAAACUUGAAUUGUAAAACUGUCACUUUAAGAAUAGAUAAUGUGAAGAGAGAAGAUCUCUCCUUGGAAUUUUAUUGCUGGGCUUUGAAUGAACAUGGAUUCAAAGAACACAGCAUAAGAAUCAGAAUGAAAAAGACAACUGAUCAACGAAGCACCUACUACAUGCUUGCAGGAUUUAGUACUUUGUUAAUCCUAAUUAUUACAUUAACAGUAAUAUUAAAAAUAUUCUGGAUUGAUUUUAUACUGCUGUGGCGAGAGGUAGCUAGACCUUAUAAAUCCAGGGAUGAUGGAAAAAUAUAUGAUGCUUAUGUCAUCUAUCCCAGAAACUACCAAAAAAGGACUGAGAUUGUUAAUUCUAUGGAAUAUUUUGUUCACCAGAUUCUGCCUGAAGUUCUUGAAAAUAAAUGUGGAUAUAGCUUAUGUAUCUAUGGAAGAGACCUUCUGCCUGGAGAAGAUGCAGCUAGUGAAAUGGUAAAAUGUAUACAGAAGAGCCGCAGGCAAAUUAUUAUAUUGAAUCCCCAGGUAGAGCAUGGUGAGGAAUUUGCUUAUGAGCAAGAGAUUGCUUUACACUGUGCUCUGAUGCAGAAUGACUCCAAGGUGAUUCUUAUUGAAAUGCAGACAACUGGUGACACCAAAGACCUGCAGGAUUCUCUCAAGCACAUUAUUAAACAGCAAGGUACCAUUCAAUGGAGGGGAGACCAUGUAACCAACAAACAGUCAUUUAAUUCCCACUUCUGGAAGCAUCUACGGUACCUGAUGCCAGCAAGAAGCAAAUCUUUAGAUCCACUUCACCGUGGCAUAUGAAGACCAGGACAUUAAUUGUUGGCUUUUCCAAGCUCCUGUUGACUAGAAAAAGUUUGUUUUUGCAUCUAAUGUGAAUUUAGAUUUUUUUAUUUUUUAUUUUCAGGGCAAGUUGAUAUUUGAUUUAGAGGAUGGGGAUGAUAGAAAAGUGUAAGUAAAGAUAUAAAGACAAUAAAUAAGAACUCUUCCUCUGAUAGUUUUAAGUCCUCUGUCCUACUUUCUAGUCAGUGCUAAUGGCUCAAAAAGGUCCCUACUUUCUUUCUGCUUCUGCCCCCUUCUUUUUUUCGUUUGUCAUACUUUAUGUGGCCUCAGUUUCCUCACCCAUAAAGUGAGGGGAUUAUCAUAGAGAUUCUGAGAUCCCUUCCAGUUCUCAAUGUAUGAUGGGGAUGGUACAAUGAAGAGAAGAGACAUAGCUUCAAGACUUCCAAGUCAGACUAUUUUUGUGGAAAACUGAGAAGUAGUUAAAGUUUGUCACUCUUACUUCUUUAUCUAUCCUUUCUCACUCUCAAAAUAAUAUCCUCACAUAAGAUGUCUGUUUUAAUUUAAAUCUAAGUUUGUUUUUGUUGUUGUUGUUGUUGUUGUUUUGUUUGUUUGUUUUUUUAGCUACAAAAGGAACUGGACUAGAUCUGGGGUUAUUAAUUGAGGGUCCAUGAAUUUUAAUGUAAUUGAUUUUCUUUGGCUUUUGGAGCUAUUCCAAUGGAAGGAGAUACUUUUUGUAAAGAGUUUUGCAAGUUUUAAAGAUUUGGAUUAAAUUUGCAUUUAAAACCAUUAUUCUAAGAAGGAGUUUAUAGGUAUUAUUUAACAGCCAAAGGAGUCCAUAACACACAGAAAAAGUAAAAAACUUUGAACUAGAUGAUGCUGAAUAGUGAGGUGGUUUAAUGGAUAGGACAUUAGACCGGGAGUCAGGAUAGAUCUGAAUUCGAAUCUAGCCUCAGAUAUUCACUGUGUGACUCUGGGCAAGUCACUUGAUAUCCGUUUGCUUUAAUCCGCUAGAGAAAAAAAUAGCAAACCACUCCAGUAUCUUUAAAAAACAAACAAAAACCUAUGAGUCAGAACUACUGAGCAGCACGUCUGAGAUGGUCUAACAUUCUAGGAAUCUGUAAUUUUAAUUGAUAUAAGACUUAUUACUGUACCUGUCCAAUCUAUUCCAGAGGGUUUUUGAGGGUCAAAUGAAAAAAUAGAUGUAAACAACUUCUGUCGCUCAGACUUUGUCCAUAUCAUAUUUCCCAUGGAAAUUUCUUUGCUCAGUAUUUUGUCCCCUCCAGAACCAAGGUACCCCUUAGGUAAUUUGCAAAACUAAUUUCUUACUAAUGUAUUAAUGGGGAAAAGAUUCACAGAGUUGCUUUGAGGAAAUAUCUUCAUAUUAACUGGGCCUCUGAAACUUUUGCUGAUUGAUUGUCUGAUCCAUUUUAAUUCAGUUAUAUGGUUUUCAGACUAAUGAGAAAAAAAUUUUUUUUUUGAUGAUGCUAUAUCAAACAGGGUCUUCCACACCCAAAUUUUGUCACAUCUCAUAAGCAACUAGCUGCCAUUUAAUAAAACUAUUCCUGUUGUCACACAUUAUCAUAGUUUCACUAAUCUCAUAACUCAGGAGUGGGAAAUGUUUAACCUUCUGCCUAUUAUAAGGCCAAUAAGACAACUGCAGGCAAUGAUGAAUUGAAAGCGAGGUACAACAACCUCCUGCUGCUUGAGUUCUACAAACUGAAAAUUAUGUAUGGCCCAUGAAUGAUGUUAUAAAUUACCAAAUGGCCCUUGUCAGAAAAAAAGAUUCCCUAACAUUGUAUAACUCAAUUUCUUUUUUAAAUGCAGUUUAAGAAGUCGGGUAGUAUGAGAAAAUUAUAGUUUUUCAGAAAGGAUCUUCUACUUUCCUGAAAAAAAUUAAUAUCUUCUCAUAAGGCAUUCCUUAUAUUAAAUCAAUGUCCUUAAUCUCAUUUUGACAUCACCUCAGGGAAUAGCCAUGAAUUUCUCUAUUGCAUCUUUAAUCUUAAUCUCAAUCUCUCUCUCUCUCCUCCCCCCUUUCUCCUUUCCUUCCUUCUCCUUUAUUUCCUCUCUUUGUCAAUGCUUAAUUCAUAUAAUAACACUGUUUCCAGUUUAUGUUUCCAUUUGUAUUUUUAUAAAUUUAUUUUAGACUUUCACUUAUUACAGAUAUUUUCUGGUUCUUCUUAUUUCACUCUGUGUCAGUUCAUAUAAUUCUUAUUUAGCCAUUUUCCAAUUAUGGCUAAUACUUUGUUUCCAGUUUUUUUUCUUCCAUAUAAAUAGUUAGUAUGAAUAUUUUUAUGCAUAGGUCCUGUUUUUGACUUCAGUAUAUAGGAGUUUUAGAGUAGUAACCUAGUAACAGGAGUUUUGAAUCACUCUUAUGAACAUUUUACAUUUCUUUUUAGUAAAAUUCCAAAUUGCUUUUCAGAAUGGUUGA
This is a messenger RNA of Sarcophilus harrisii (Tasmanian devil), 5293 nucleotides long. It is a transcript of the gene IL33R, whose product is annotated as interleukin 1 receptor like 1. The transcript has 12 exons. Lineage: Eukaryota; Metazoa; Chordata; Mammalia; Dasyuromorphia; Dasyuridae. The coding region runs from base 1249 to 2886 and encodes 545 amino acids. Gene Ontology annotation, biological process: signal transduction. The record is from RefSeq and is a predicted model, not a curated record. Gene Ontology annotation, molecular function: interleukin-1 receptor activity; interleukin-33 receptor activity; interleukin-33 binding.